AUGGGUAUAAAGAAGAGAAGAGCAGAACAGAAGGAGAAGGAGGAGGCUAUGGCGGCGAUGAUGCUUAUUUCAGAUGAUAUACUCUCUCAAAUAUUCAUCCGAAUCCAUGAUUGCCAAUCUUUACUCCGAUGUACCGCCGUUUGCAAGGCCUGGUUUUCUGUCAUCAAUUCAGACCACUUUCGCCACCAAAAACAGAAACGAUUAUCAAACAAUCUUCAACAAUCAAAACCAUUUACCCUUUUAUUUAGACAUGGCCACUUUGACAAACUAACAAAACCCUUUCCCUACCAAUAUUUCUCAAAAGAAUCACAGACUCUACAUCAGAAGAACACAAACAACACCAACAUCAUACAUUCUCAGGAUGAUUAUUACCUCAAUUUCUUGCCUUGGCCGGAGUUUCGUUUGCUUUCGGUUACCAACGACUUGCUUCUGCUUUCACGCGAAAGGGGAAAGGAUUUCAUGAUCUGCAAUCCCUUCACCAAACAAUGGAUUGUGAUUCCCAAGACUCCUAUCGACUUAACUGAAGUAUUCGAUUAUAGCGGACACGGUGGGUUGAUUUGCGAAAACAAGGAUGAUAAAUUAUUCAGGUACAGAAUCAUGUUAGUAUGGAGGAAAGUUUAUGAUGAAUCUUACUUAUCUGAUUUUGGUCGAUUAACCUUUUCUUCCGAAACUGGACAAUGGAGUUCAAAUUUUAAUGGUAUUUGGAGAGAAUACUUGCGUGUUCGUACUACGGUGGAUAUCGAAAAACCAUUAAAGAGGAGGAUGAAGCUUUGCAAGGAGAAUGGGAAUUGGAUUUGGGCGAAUUUUAAAUAUGAACAUCUUCCUACCUUUUGCUUUGUUUGUGGAAUCAUUGGGCAUGCGGAUAGAUUUUGUCCUAAACGCUUUGAUCAACCUAUGGAUCAAUUGGUCAAACCGUAUGGUGCGGCGCUACGGGCGGAUCUGAAGAAGAAAAACUACCUCGUUGGUGCUAAGUGGCUUCGGAGUGGGGCCGAGGAGGGUGGUGCGGCGGCUGGCCGUGGUGGUGGGGGGCGUGUGACUGAAGAUCUUCAUGGAGUUAAGGCUAUCCCAAAGAUCAUGGAUGUUGAUUGUGUUGACCAUAUUGGUGAUCAUGAUCCCAUGACUUUAGGGAAGAGUAAAAAGAAAGAAAUAAUUAAGGAAAGUGGGAGGGAGAUUAUGCAAUCGGCUAUAGAUGGAAAUUCUGAAUUUAUGGAAAGUGAUGAUGAUGCAAAUAUUGAGGAAGAUUUGGUUGUGUUAAUGGAAAGUGGGCCAUGGUGUACAGGCCCACCCAUCAUCAUGAGUAUUAUUUCCUGGAAUUGCCAUGGGCUUGGGAACCCGUGGGCUCAACAAUUCUUGAAGGAUCUUGUGGUCCAAAAGAAGCCCAGUUACUUGUUUUUGUGUGAAACUCUUGCUAAAAAAGAUAUUGUUGAAAGAAUUCGUGUGGCGAUUGGUUUUGAAGGAGCCUUGGCGGUGGACUGUCAAGGGAGAAGUGGGGGUGUUGCGUUGUUGUGGAGAGAAGAGGAGGAUGUUCAGGUGCUAGAGUAUGGGUUGUCCUAUAUUGAUGUAGUUGUUUGUGGUAGUGACCAAGGGCAUUGGCGGUUGACGGGAAUAUAUGGUGAGCCGAAUAGAUCAUUACGAAAAAGAACUUGGGACCUUAUAAGGGAGCUAAAAAACAAGUCAAGUUUGCCUUGGUGUAUCAUAGGCGACCUUAAUAAUGUUACUUCUCAAGUGGACAAAAAAGGUGGUCAUCCUUAUCCACGGUGGUUAGUUGAUGGGUUCAAUGAUACAUUGAUGGAUUGUGGUUUACAUGAUCUUGAGCUUUAUGGUUAUCCAUACACUUGGGAGCGAAGUAGAGGUACUCCGGAUUGGGUGGAGGUGCGCAUUGAUCGGGCGAUGGUGACUCAAUCAUGGUUAGAUUUUUUCCCUUUGGCUAAGCUCUUUAAUUUAGAGGUGUCUACUUCGGAUCACACUCCUUUACACUUAGUUUUGAUUAAUGAAGUGGUGGUUGCUAAGAGACAUGUUUUUCGAUUUGAAAAUUCAUGGUUGAAAGAACCUUUGUUUUAUGAGAUUGUUAAAAGUUGUUGGGAUAAUGGUGAGCCGAGGGGUGUUAUGGAGAAGAUCAAGUGUUGUGGUGAUGUUUUAUGGCAUUGGGGAAAAGAUUAUUCGGGGAAUUUUCCUAAGAGAAUAAAAGAUUGUAAGCUUGAGGUUCAAAAGUGGAAGCAGGGCCGUGAUGGGGUGUCGGUUGAGAACUACAAGAAUGCUUCAGCCAACUUGAAUAGUGUGUUGUUGCAACGUGAGAUUUUUUGGAAGCAGCGAAGCAAGCAACUUUGGUUGCGUGAAGGGGAUAGUAAUUCUAAGUAUUUCCAUGCCUCAGCUACUUCUAGAAGACGUCGAAACUCCAUUCAAAAGCUUAAAGACUCAGAUGGUGUUUGGGUGGAUUGGAAAGGGCGUCUCCCUUCGGUCAUGGUGGACUACUUCUCCACGUUGUUUACUGCCUCAGCUGUCUCGGGCCACGAGGUGCUUCAGUGUGUACCUUCGGCGGUUACUAAUGACCAUAACAACCGGUUGUUAGAACCGAUUUCUGAUGAGGAGAUUCGUCGAGCUCUCUUUCAAAUGCAUCCAGAUAAAUCUCCGGGUCCUGAUGGCAUGACGCCGGGUUUUUACCAAAAAUGUUGGAGCACUGUAAGUAAUGAUAUUAUCACUCUUGUUAAGAAUUUCUUUGUUGUUGGUUCUUUUCCAAGAGAGUUAAAUCAUACUAAUAUUGUGCUUAUUCCUAAGAAAAAACAUCCGGAGUCUAUGACUGAUUUGCGCCCUAUAUCUCUUUGUAAUGUGCUUUAUAAAAUUAUUUCGAAAGUGUUAGCCAACCGAUUUAAGGAAGUUUUGCCUGUGGUGAUCUCAAGUCAUCAAAGUGCUUUUCUUCCGGGUCGCUUGAUUUCUGAUAAUAUUAUGGUUGCUUUUGAGAUUAUGCACUAUUUGAAGAGGAAGAGAGUAGGGAAGGAGGGAUUCAUGGCUAUUAAACUUGAUAUGAGUAAGGCAUACGAUCGAGUUGAGUGGAGUUUUAUUGAGAACAUGUUGCUUCGUAUGGGUUUUGCUCAACAUUGGGUUCAGUUGAUCAUGUUUUGUGUGACUACGGUUUCGUAUGAUGUUACUCAUGGUGGUCAUUCUAUGGGGCCGAUUACUACGUCAAGAGGGUUGCGUCAAGGUGAUCCAUUGUCUCCUUACUUGUUUUUGAUCUGUGCCGAGGGUCUUUCUUUGUUGUUGAAGCACUAUGAGAGGCAUCAUUGGUUAACUGGUUGUCGUGUUGCUCGGGGUGCACCUAUGGUUUCUCACAUGCUUUUUGCAGAUGACAGCUAUGUUUUUUGCAAGGCCAAUGAUAAUGAAGCUCAAAGUGUGUUGCGGCUUUUACACAGCUAUGAGCUUGCUUCAGGUCAACAGGUAAAUUUUGCUAAAUCCUCUGUUUUCUUUAGCAAGAAUGUUACCUCGCCUGUGCGUGAUCACUUGUGUGGUUUGAUGCGUUUAAAUGCCGCCUCUGAUGAUAGCUUCUAUUUGGGUCUUCCUUGUAUUAUGGGGAGAAACAAAAAUGCUAUUCUUGGCUUCUUGAAGGAAAAAAUGAAAAAGAAGAUUUUUGGUUGGGAGACUAAGUUCUUGUCUAAAGCUGGUAAAGAAGUGUUGAUAAAGUCUGUGGCUCAAGCGCUUCCUAAUUAUGCAAUGAGUGUUUUUCUCCUAACUCAAGAAAUUUGCACAAGCCUUGAGGGGAUGAUGGCGAAGUUUUGGUGGAGAUCCCAAUCUAAUUCAACUAGUAGAGGCGUGAGUUGGGCUAGUUGGAAGAAGCUUUCUCAACAUAAACACUAUGGUGGUCUUGGUUUUCGUGAUCUUCGGGACUACAAUCUCUCUUUUUUGGGAAAGCAAGGUUGGCGCCUGCUUACUAUGGAGGACACUCUCGUGGCGAGAAUUUAUAAGGCUCGAUAUUACCCACAAGGUUCGUUUCUUAAUGCUGAAUUGGGUUCUAAUCCAAGCUUUAUUUGGAGAAGUAUUUGGGCCGCUCAAGAGCUUGUAAGGGCCGGUGCAAGAAGGGCUAUUGCAAGUGGUUCUUCGGUUAGUAUCUUACUUGAUCCUUGGCUUCCAAAUGAUUCUAAUCCAUAUGUCUUGACAAGUAAUCCUGGUUUAGUUGAUCAAAAUGUUUCGAGUCUGAUGGUUGUUGGGGAAAGAACUUGGGAUAUUGAUCUUCUUAAUGAUAUGUUUGAGGAGAGAGAUAUUCAGUUGAUUCAAAGCAUCCAAUUAUCUACUUCUCGGACUAUAGAUGGGUGGUUUUGGAGCAUGGAGUCCUCGGGCUUCUAUUCACUGCCCGUUCCUCCCAAAGUUCAUCACUUUCUUUGGCGUGCUUGCUCUGGUUGCCUCCCAACUAAGGUACAACUUCACUCUAAACAUGUAAAUGUAGAUCUCUUGUGUCCUUUUUGCAAUAUACAUUUGGAGACUAUUGUACAUGUGUUGUUGGAUUGCCCAUUCUCUCAAUCUUGUUGGGCUCUUUCGGCGGUGAACCAGUUGGCUCCGGGUUCUAGUGCCGAGUUUAGUAGCUGGUUUUUUGAGCUGCUAGCUGAUGGUCGUGAGGAGGUUAGUGUAGAGGCUGCAAUGGUGUGUUGGAGUAUUUGGCAUGCUCGCAACGAAGUGCAAUGGAACCAUAAGUCUCGGUCUGCUUUGGAAGUAGUGAAGUCGGCAAAACAUGUCCUUGGCCAAUGGAAAAUUACUAAAUUUGAAUCACCUAAUGCUUUAUUUGCUAUGGGGGAUAUCUCAAAAAGUAAUUGUUGGCGUAAACCUGAUGAGUAUACGGUCAAGGUGAAUGUCGAUGGUGCGACUUUUGAAGCUCACCAAAAGUUUGGUUUUGGUUGUGUUGCUCGUGAUCACCAUGGUAAGCUUAUUGAAGCUAUUUCUGAGAGUCGUUGGGGUUGUGUUUCUGCAGAUAUAGCUGAGGUCAUUGGCAUCAAGGAGGCGCUUAGUUGGAUAAAGCGCAAGGGCUGUGAUAGGGUGGUUGUUGAGUCUGACGCUUUAGUUGUUGUUCAAGCAAUUAAUAGCUCAGUGCAUAUGCCAUCCCAGUUUGGUUUGUUGGUUGAGGACUGUCGUACUAUUGUUGCUAGUUUGAAUAAUGUCCUUAUUUCUUAUGUUAAUCGAUCUGCAAAUAGGGCUGCCCAUUGUGUUGCUAGGGGGUCUUAUUUAUUGUCAGGUUGUAUUUUUAAUGAGCUAAAUGCUCCGCUUUCUUUGUGUGACAUUGUUAAGGCUGAUGCCUGUUAA
Messenger RNA from Cannabis sativa, 5283 nucleotides. RefSeq lists its product as uncharacterized. The record is from RefSeq and is a predicted model, not a curated record. Bases 1 to 5283 code for a protein of 1760 amino acids. Gene Ontology annotation, molecular function: nucleic acid binding; RNA-DNA hybrid ribonuclease activity; protein binding. NCBI's taxonomy places the organism in Eukaryota, Viridiplantae, Streptophyta, Magnoliopsida, Rosales, Cannabaceae. The transcript is spliced from 4 exons.